This is a messenger RNA of Stylophora pistillata, 1534 nucleotides long. RefSeq lists its product as uncharacterized. NCBI's taxonomy places the organism in Eukaryota, Metazoa, Cnidaria, Anthozoa, Scleractinia, Pocilloporidae. The record is from RefSeq and is a predicted model, not a curated record.
CCUUCUUUACGCAAAGCCGUAUGGAAAUGAGCAAAAAUGUAAACAAUGACGUCAGCAUGAAUCCGCCUAUAGCAGCUAUUAUUUUCUCCUUGGCCAUUCCAUGGGUUUGAUGUUGAUCUUAUCCACUGAAUUGGAAUCCUUUGUGGAGAAACCAUCCUAAAAUCCACUCCAGUCUUUUGGCUAAUUUCAAUCUUAACCUGGUCUAAGGUUAAGCAGGACUGAUAGUUCUCCCUAUCAUUUGGCUGAACCAGACCUCUGGCUUUUCUUUUCUGUUCAAAUUGAAGGAGUAAAUGUUGUGUUAACUAUAAUUUCAUCAUCUCAUAGUAUCAAGAUUUCAAUAAACAUCAGGCCCAGUUGUUUCAAAGCCUAAUAAGCCCUAACCCAGGGUUAAAUUUUAAUCCAGGUUUCUUUUCUUUCCUCCUUUGUUCAAAAGCCUUUUGUUGGAAGAUUUUCUCUCUUAUUUAUGGAGCAUCCAGUCUUCAAAUUGUAGAGAAAAGAAUUCUACUCAAUUUUCUUUCCAAGCUUUCAGAUCUGAAAUUAAAUUCCAUUCUAAUCUUGGUCUAUCUUAACGCAGCUUUGAACAACCUGGCCCUCUAUAUUGAGUGAGAAGAAAAUUAUGGAAAGAGUGGAAAUAAUAGAAUACUCAGUUUUAAUUUAUGUCACACCCGGACUGCAAAGCCGUCAGAGUGUUUGCAAUGGAUUUUAGCAAAGCAUUUGAUUGUGUCAAUCAUGAACUCUUGUCAUCUAAGCUUGGGCAGUUGCCAUUGAAUCCCAUUAUUGUGAACUGGUAUUUAUGUUUUCUCAAGAAACGCCAGCAGCGAGUACUUUAUAACGGUUGUAAAGGACAGUGGCGUGAGGUUAAUAUGGGUACGACACAAGGUAGUUUCAGUGGGCCAUAUCUUUUUAAUGUGUUUAUUAAUGAUUUGGAGUUCAAUGUAGAAGGUCGCCCAGCCUUGUUUAAAUAUGCUGAUGACUCUACAAUUAUCGUCCCUUUUUGGGGAAAUGGCCAGUGUCGCACUGACUUGGUGGAUCAGUUUCUUAGCUGGUCCAGCCACAAUCACAUGACAUGCAAUCCAACAAAAUGCAAGGAGAUUAUUUUCCGUAAGAAAGGUUUCAAUCAGGACAUCGCACCAGUUAGGGAUAUACCACAGUGUGCAGAGUUAUCCAUAUUAGGUAUUACUUUCCAACAAAAUUGUAAAUAUAGCAGUCACGUGCGUGCGAAGGUAAUUAAGGCGAAUAAGUCAUUAUUCAUAUUAGGAUCUUUACGUAAGGAAGGAAUGUUCCAGGAGGAAGUAGAUCACCUUUUUAAUGCUAUAGUUUUACCAAAUUGUUCUUAUGCUCUUCCGGUUUAUGGUGCCUCAGACUCCGAGCUUUCUAUAUAACAGAACUUUUCGGACCGGUGUUUGAAAAGAAAGUUAAUGUCCAAGAAUGUAGAUAUGAGGGAUUUGCUAGAGAAGGUGAACAAGGCACUCUACAAAAAAAGAUCGAAUGACCCCGAAUGCCUGUUUUUGCAAUUUUUACCUAAGGAAAAGAA